This is a messenger RNA of Protobothrops mucrosquamatus (brown spotted pit viper), 496 nucleotides long. RefSeq names its product transmembrane protein 258 (gene TMEM258). Gene Ontology annotation, biological process: protein N-linked glycosylation. Gene Ontology annotation, cellular component: membrane-bounded organelle. The transcript is spliced from 4 exons. NCBI's taxonomy places the organism in Eukaryota, Metazoa, Chordata, Lepidosauria, Squamata, Viperidae. The record is from RefSeq and is a predicted model, not a curated record. The coding region runs from base 102 to 341 and encodes 79 amino acids.
AAGGCAGCGCUCCGGAGACGGAAGGGCGGAGCGAGGAUGGCAGGAAAGAACGGACGUGUCCUUCUGUAACGGGAACCGCCGCCGCCGCCGCCGCAGCAGCCAUGGAGCUUGAAACAAUGAGCAGAUACACCAGUCCGGUGAAUCCGGCUGUGUUUCCACAUCUCACUGUGGUACUCCUGGCCAUUGGCAUGUUCUUCACAGCUUGGUUCUUUGUUUAUGAAGUGACAUCCACCAAGUAUACCCGGGACAUUUACAAAGAAUUACUCAUCUCUCUAGUAGCAUCACUCUUCAUGGGCUUUGGAGUUCUCUUCUUAUUGCUGUGGGUCGGAAUCUAUGUGUGACAGUGGUUAGGAUUAUUUCAGGUUCCAGAAGCCUUUCUGCACCUCCUUUUUACUUUUUUAUUGAACAGUGUGGCUUAUCACAGUUCUGGACUAUAAUUCUAACAUGUGAGAGUUCUAACGUCAGAUCAAUAAAGCUGAAUCUGUGAUAAGCUGAA